Messenger RNA from Leptopilina heterotoma, 2121 nucleotides. Its product is annotated as venom serine protease 34-like. The transcript is spliced from 9 exons. Gene Ontology annotation, molecular function: serine-type endopeptidase activity. The record is from RefSeq and is a predicted model, not a curated record. NCBI's taxonomy places the organism in Eukaryota, Metazoa, Arthropoda, Insecta, Hymenoptera, Figitidae. Bases 224 to 1465 code for a protein of 413 amino acids. Gene Ontology annotation, biological process: proteolysis.
AAAAAAAUAAACUGUUUUGAAUGUAAACGAGCGCAAGAUGGCAUUGACAGUCGAUCAUAAGUUAUUAAAGUAAAUAAUUAAGAAGCAUUAAAAAUUUUAAAAAGUUACAUAGGAGUCAACAAUAGGAAAUUUCGAAAAAUUUUACAAUAAUCGCAACGCUUCAUUGUUUCCUUACAUAUAUCUAGAAUUAUUUAAUUCCUUAAACAGAAUUGAAUUAAAAAAAAUGUUUAUAAAUCGUUGGACAAGAAUUUCCCCAUUUCCUGAAUUUUUAUCAAUUCUCUACUUUCUAGUAAUUUUUUUAAAACAAAUUAACGCUCAAGAUCCGAAUUGUAAUUUUUUACUUGACGUACAACCGGGAAGAACAUACUAUAUCAGAAGUCCUAAUUAUGCGCAAAAUUAUUAUGGAGAAAAUUAUUGCAAAUGGAAUAUCAAAAGUGAAUACAGAAUAAAUUUUAGAUGUGAUUUAUUUAAUAUUCCACCGGUUUACAAUACUUGUCAAUAUGAUCACAUGCUUGUUUAUGAGAAUCCGAGUGAUUCAAAUAAAGUUCCAUUACGUUUGUGUGGUAAUGGAACAGUUUCGAGAAAUUCAGAGGGUCGUGAAAUGGUAAUUACUUUUCGGAGUUAUUACUCAACACCAGGAGGAAUAUUUUCCUGUAUUGUUGAACCAUUAAACACUGACCAGGACGAUGAAAAUUGUCGAUGUGGUUGGAAAAAUCCGGUUUUCAAGAGUAGAAUAGUCGGUGGUACAGAUGCUGCAUUAAAUGAAUAUCCAAUGAUGGUGGGAAUUGUCGAUGAAAUUAAUCAACAGGUAUUUUGUGGUGGUGCAAUUAUAAGUACUAAACAUGUUCUAACAGCAGCUCAUUGUUUAAAACAAAAAAACGCUAAUGAUUUGGGUGUUCUUAUUGGUGAUCAUGAUCUUUCCACUGGAUCUGAUGCAAAUUCGAUAACUUUGCCAGUACAGAAAUAUGUUAAUCACCCUUCUUAUAUAGCAACUCAACGGAAUAGUGACUACGAUGUAUCUGUAAUGACAGUUUACGGAAGUAUUCCAUUUACAAAUAUUGUUGGUCCUGCGUGCCUUCCAUUUCAGCACAGUUGUGAUGGUUUUGGUGGAUCUUUUGUUGAAUUCCUGGGAUGGGGAACGACUGAAUUAUCAGGAGCAACACCAAAUGUUUUACAAAAAGUUGAAGUCAGUGUGAUUAAUCUUUCGAAAUGUAAGAAAUCGUAUCCUAAAAUUAAUGAGCAUCAGUUGUGUACACUUACUCCUGGCAAGGAUGCGUGUCAGUUUGACAGUGGUGGUCCAGUUUUAUGGCAAAAUCCAACGACAAAAAGACUAGUGAUUGUUGGAAUAGUAAGUUAUGGUGUUGCUUGUGGGACAAAAAUUCCUUCAGUUAAUACUCGAGUAGGCGCCUUUUUAGAUUGGAUUCAAUCCGUUACUGAAGGUGUAAAUUACUGCAGGGCUGAGUGAUUUUAACAAACAGUUUGCAAGCAGAAAAACAUUUUUAUCCGUGAGCAAGGAAAAGAAUAUUUAACAAAUGUAUUUUAAAGAAGAAAAAGUAUAAUAGAAAUAAAAAUGUUAAUUCGAGUAAAAAAACGGAGUUGAUUUUCAAUAUCUGAUACUUAUAUUUUUAGUAUAAAAUUCCACGAUACUUUUCCUAUUCCUUAACUGUUGGAAAAUUGACUUGUUUUUAAGGAACAGAAAAUAUUAGAAUGGAAAAAUGAAUAUUGAAAUAAAAACUUUAAAAAGUGGACAAUUUUAAAAAUAUGGAUUAUUUUAUCCUCCUAUUAACAAUCUGUGUUUGAGUUUAUACACUCGUAUACAAUACAUAUGUGCUUUUUGAUAAAAGUUGCGGCGUUUCGUCCCAGUUUAUUGACAAGGUCGUAAAUUCAAUGCCAAUGGAAAAUAAUGAAAUGGAACUUUCUGAUAAAUUUCUGAAACAUCUUUUCAACAAUAUGGGACCGAUUAUAUGAUGGAAUUUCCAUUAAUUCUGAGAAUAUAUUUAUCUAACAACAAUUCGUAUUACAGAUGAGAAAUUUAAGUUAUUACCUAAUGCUUUCAAUUUGCCUUACCUUGUAGAAAUUGUUUAUUUGUUAAUUUAAAUUUGUCAAAUUGAUAUUAAAAAU